UCUGUCAAUAUGUCUGUUCUAAUGAAUAAUAUAAUGGUAGCAUUGGAGCAAGGAAUAGUGGGCGAUUGGCGAUCGUCCACAGAAAAGGUGUGUAAGGCAAUGAAGGGGAACUCUGAUUGAGUUACUGACCUACCCCAAACAUUUCGGAUACUGUAACAUAAUCAAUAUUUUUAUCUGCAAUGUUUGUUGCGAGCGUGACGAAAUCAAAAUGACCAGCGAUGUUUGAAUUGAUGCUAGCGGGAUCUGUCCGCGCUUCCAAGGUUUCCCCGUUGCUAAAAUGUGGUCCGUGCGUCGCGAGCUUCCAAACGCAAUCACCUAGAUCACCUAGCUCUCUUUGUCUUGUCUUCACUCUUCCUCAAAGGUGCGCGCAACCAGCACCGGCGUCCUCAACCAUCUCCAGCGCCAAAUGCGCUCCCUGCUCGGAUAAGGAACCUUUUCAUUCCUCAUUGACGUCCUCCCCUGCCAUCUCAUUACCAUCACUGCGACACGCGCGCAUGAGUACGACGACGAACUUGAUCACAAUGUCGACAUCGACAGGAAAUCGCGGCUUCCGCGGCGGUGCUGAUCGAGGUAUUCGAGGUGGCCGCGUCAAUCCUUUUCGCGGUGGUGGAGUCGCGCGCGGUCGAGGCAACGGGUCAGACGCGGUCAUGCGAGACACAACACCAGAUGCCCCACGAGGUGGCCGCGGGGGAUUUAAUGCGCGUGGUCGAGGAAACGGUACAAAUGCAUUCAUACGGGAUACAGCGCCAGACGCUCCCCGUGGAGGCCGCGGUGGUCGCGGAGGUUUCAACCCGCGCGGUGACAAACCUCUUUAUCGAGGCCGAGGACAUCACCAGGGAAGCAAUUCCAAGUUCGCCGCCGGCUCUAGUUCUGCUUCUGUUUCCAACGGCUCUAUGAACUCUACACCUUAUCCCGACCACGACUAUGCGAAGCGCCUGGAAUUUUUGCGCAACGAUCGCCCACGCCUACGAGAAGAAUUAGUUUCACGUCGACUCAUGAAUCCAGAUGGUCCAAUGAACCUUGCGGAUAGCGUGGUGCUCCACGGUAUUUGUGAAGAUAUGUGCCCCGAAUACGAGCGAGUCCGUCGCAUUGUCGAGAACGAUUACAAGGCUGCCGAAUGUACGCCUGAAACCGCACAUGGGCCUCGUCUUGAGCGGGUGCCGGACGAGACACGCAUGGUGAAGGCUUUUACACGAUCUGCAGCUGGGCAGGAAGAAGAAUUGGUUUCUGAUAAGCGAACGCCUGCGACAUGCCUAAAAACUCUCGACUACAUGUUCCGAAGGAUUGAUGAAGAUGGCUUGGACUUCCUCUACCAGUGGCUGUGGGACAGAACGAGAAGCGUACGGAAGGACAUGGUUGGAACUAUAAAGCCCAAAGAUAUCACCGCGUAUCUAACCUCGGUCGAACAAUGCGCUCGCUUUCAUCUAGUCAGCCUCCACGAAAUGGCCGGCAGCAGUUCCGCCAACUACGACCACAGUACAGAUCAUGGUAACGAUGUUGAGCAACUUCGGAAUUGCUUCACUUCUUUGAGACACCGAUACGACGACAAUGAGAAAACAGGGAUCCGCAAUGCCCACCAAGCCGAGUUUGCCGCAUAUGAUUUAAUACUGUCAUUGGUAUCUCGAGGCAAUAACACACAGUUGGAGGAUAAUCCAGAGAGAUCCAAGGAUAAGUUCUCUCACAAUAGGCGGGUUCGGGCAGCCUAUGUGAUCCGACAAGCAGGCCUGGCAGUCAUGUCCAAAGUGGCUGAAUCUUUCCCCACGAAGAAGCAAAACUGGGCCAACUUUUGGCAAGCUGUCAACGAAGAGGAUGUGUCUUUUCUUAUGGCUUGCGCGGCUGAGAUAUCUUUCAACCAAAUACGGUAUCAUGUCAUGGAAACCCUUCGGCUAGCAUACAAGCCCAAAAAGUCUGGGAAGCCUGGACCGGUUAACGACUGGACACCGGAAAAUCUCAUGCAUGCCCUCGGGUUCGACGACCACGACCAAGUGAAGGAAUUCUGCGGGCAUUAUGGACUAGGGUUCGUCGUCGGCGACCAGGGUGUGGAAGUUCUAGAUGUGCAAUCAAUGCCACCUGGCAGACUCGAAAAGCCUCCGGAGUUGCGGCCACAACACUUCUCUAGAGAUAUUGUAGAGCCAAAGCGACUCGGACGCAGCUUUUUGAAUGUCAUUCAAACAAACUUGAAGGAAAACGACCUCGAGCAGGAAGAUUCGUUGUUCGUGACCGAGCCGUCGAUAAGUCGAACCCUGAAUCCGAAUGCUACCGCCUUCAAACCACCAGAGGUUUCUCCUUUCUCGUAUAUGACCAGUGCCGCACCAAAAUCAACUCUUUUCACGAAUCCCACACAACCCAACGGGAUCAAUCCGACAACCCCUGCAAUCAAACCUGGUAUCUUUGAUGCGUCAAAGAACUCCAUUCAAUUUGCAGAUAAUCCAUUCGCCAAGCCUGCAGCAGCUCCGGGUCCGGCCAGUGCCCCAGCCUCGGCUCCUUCUAGUUUAUUCCCAAACAACCCGAUGUUUCCUUCGUCUUCCCCGGCGCCAACAACCCCCGGCCUUUUUACAAAACCGUUUGCCCCCAAUACUACGCAAGCCCCUCUACAGAAAGAGCCUUCCCAGGGCUUUUCUUUCCUGCCUUCUCCCCAGCCAGUGGAGUCAAUACGAGACGAGGAACGCGAAAAAGCUGAAGAACAGAAGCGUAAAGCUGAAGAGCAAAAGCGUAUUGAAGAAGAGAAGAUACGCAUACAAGAAGAGAAUGAUCGAAAAGCACGAGCAGCUGAAGAACAACGCCGUUUGCAGCAAGAACAAGAACGCCAACGUGUACUUCGAGAAGAACAGGAACGCCAACGUCUCAUACAAGAAGAAGCUCAACGUCAAGCACUAGCGGAACGUCAGCGCCAAUGGGAAGCUGAGCAGCUCCGCCGCACCAAGGAGGAGGCGGAACGGUAUGAGAAGGAAGAAAAAGCCCGUGCAUAUAGCACCCUUAGCAAUAGUCUACUCAUGGAUGAAGAUGAAGGACUGAUGAGACAAUUCAUCGACCACAAGCUCCAGUUUAUGGUCAAAGAGAUCGCGCAGGAAUUGGAAGAGCAGAGGUUGGAGCGCGUGGCGGAGGAGAGAUACCAACAGAAGCGUAUGAUAUUCACGCGGGCGGUAUGUGCGCGAUGGUGGGAGCAAGUACAGAGGAAGAAAAAGAGGGCGGGAGCGAGGCACAGACGUGAAAAACUCAAAGCUUUGCGGGCUGGUGCUGUUAAGGAGAAUCUUGCUCUUGGGCAGCAGCCUGUUAUCCAAACCAACGGCACUCCCGAUGCCUUUAGAAAACCCGAUACGCCAGCAAGUGCUCAACGUCCAAAUCAGUCAGCGUUCGACCAAACCACCACUUCGCAAAAUAACAAACAGUCCACGCAGAAAGAGAAAACAGCAGAGAAACAGGGAACCAAGGAUACACAAAGUCCUACGAAUGUCAUAAGCCAGCCUCUAGAUACUGCCAGCCACGACUAUUCGGAUGCGUACUACAACUCGACUGCGCCCAUUGACAGAACAGAGACUGACUGGUUCAAGCUACGGGCCAUGGGCGUGGAUCCUAGCGAACAUCGCAAGCGCAACUACGGAUCCAUGUCCUCCGAUGACGAAGAUGCCGAAGCGGACGCUAAACGAGCCCGCCGCUCGACCUCAUCAACCUUCCGUCGCUCACUACCCCCACCAACCACAGACGAAGAGCGAUUCGCUCGCUUCCGCGCAGUCCGAGAUGCUUACAAUAGAGGCAGCGCGACUCCACAGUCUACCGGGAGAAAUCGGUCCGUUAGUGUCAUCAGUCAGGCUCGCGACCUCCUCUUUGGAUCGCCCGUGGCGCAGCACUCCCAUCAAACCGAUUCAGAAGCUCGUCGCAGUGCGUCCGCUUCAGGCUUUGCAAACCCACCUCAGUUGUCUAUGUUUGGUCGUAGCAUCGGCGCCGCUGUGCCUGGUCAAGCCGCUGCUUACAAAAGCCGUCCAAGCCGGUUCGUGCCCGCGCAUCUAUACGGAAAAGGUGGAGAAGCAGCCCGUGCCUAUCGCGAAGAAUCUCGCAACCGGUUGUCGACCGGUUCAUCAACCGAAGUUUUUAAUCCAGUUAACCAGUCCCCUUCACAGUUCCCCAAGGCCUCAACCGAAAUCCCGUUCCAUGCUGUGAACGGACAAAAUGGUGAAGUCCAGGCGGAGGCUUAUGAAGACGAGGAUGAUCUCAUUGUGUACAGUACCUCUGAUGGCGAGGAGGGAGGUGAAGAUGCGACUCCAUCACAUAUCGUUCACGGCCAGCAACAGGCUAUAUACGACGAAGAGGGAUACGAAGCGGAGGAGACGGAUGAAGAGCUGGACGACGAGCUGGACGAAGAGUAUGCGAACGAUGAUUGGGACGCAUACGAUCAAAACGAGGAGGACUACGAAGAGGACGAGGAGGAAGAAGACUACGACGAGAGCUUCGCACAGAACGCUCAAAUGCCCGGUGCCUCCCAAGCUGACGCUAUUGAACUAUCCGACUCUGAUUAGGGGCAAGCCCCUGUGCUAGUCGAACUCGAGUCCCCAACAAUGCACACCCGUCUAACAUCUUUGAGAUGAGCUGCUCACAUACACACCAUAUCACCGAGGAGAUUAAGAAUAUGUGGUUGUAACCACAUAGCACGUCUCUUCUUUCGCAUCAUCUCCCUCUCUUCUUCACAGGCCUUUGGGGACGGGGCCUUUUAUUAUGGUGUUCCUUCUUUCCUAUUCAAAAGCAUAGCGAUGGCGCAUAUUUUUUUGGGAAUCAUACGCACAUACAUACGGAACAGCAUGGUUAUAUCAUUGGGCGGGGAAUAUGUCUAUCUGUAUCCUGUCACAAGGAAAGGGAAACGGGUGAACGGUGGUGGACGGAAGAAAAUGAGAAGGGCGGAAAUGGAUGAGGAUUCGCUCAUGUACGAUAUAUUUAUAUGAUACCCGAUUUCAUUUCCUUGUUGUUCUUCCCUUCUGGGGCGAGACGUUGGAAUGAAACCAUGUUCUGUUAGACUAUUGUGCGACCUUCGCUGCGUGCGCGUUACAGUGUGAUCGAUUCUCGAACCAACGGCCUCCCCAAAACAUGUACCGCAAUAAAGUCGGCUGUCUUUGCCACUUAUUCCCAAGUUCUAUACCUCGCGCGGUAACAUGACGAUGCGCUACGCCAUGCAUUGACAAAAGAAAAUUCACAUCGUCAUCACACAUCAGGAUUAUAUGCACCUUCCGACAAUCCCUCAUCCCUCUUUCUCUCUUAACCGCGCGGGUUCCCAAAUACCAAUGCCACCCUUGCAGCCCUCGUAUUCAGCUCCUCCUCCCGAGUUCCCCGCCCCAGGAUCCCCGGCACGCCAAUUCAAGGUAGCGACUAGGAUCUCACAUCC
Periconia digitata is the source of this 5371-nucleotide messenger RNA. The record is from the annotation of a GenBank genome assembly. Lineage: Eukaryota; Fungi; Ascomycota; Dothideomycetes; Pleosporales; Periconiaceae.